This is a messenger RNA of Ilex paraguariensis (yerba mate), 378 nucleotides long. The record is from the annotation of a GenBank genome assembly. NCBI's taxonomy places the organism in Eukaryota, Viridiplantae, Streptophyta, Magnoliopsida, Aquifoliales, Aquifoliaceae.
AUGGCCAAGUCACUUCUGUCUUUCAGCAUUCUCUAUCUGUUUCUUCUGAUCUUGUUCUUGAACUCAGGUGAAGUUUUGAGAUGUGCAAAUGGGCAAGCACCUGGGCAGGGUUCUUGGUGCGUUCCGAAGCCUUCAACAUCUGAUCAAGCACUGAUGGACAACAUCAACUUUGCCUGUGGUAUUGUGAACUGCAGCACAAUCCAAGAGGGUGGCCCCUGCUUCAACCCUUCUACUCUCAUCAACCAUGCCUCAGUUGCCAUGAAUAUCUACUACCAGCAAGAGGGAAGGCAUUUUUGGAACUGUGACUUCACCGAAUCUGGCCUUAUUGUUGUGACUGACCCAAGUAAGCAAUUUUUUUCUGAAUUAAAAAUAUUAUAG